Messenger RNA from Myiozetetes cayanensis, 1485 nucleotides. It is a transcript of the gene ZPR1, whose product is annotated as ZPR1 zinc finger. Gene Ontology annotation, cellular component: nucleus; cytoplasm. The transcript has 14 exons. Gene Ontology annotation, molecular function: zinc ion binding. Bases 15 to 1352 code for a protein of 445 amino acids. Lineage: Eukaryota; Metazoa; Chordata; Aves; Passeriformes; Tyrannidae. The record is from RefSeq and is a predicted model, not a curated record.
GGGGCCGCGCCGCCAUGUCGGCGCUGGGGGCGAUGGAGCCGGGCCCGGGGGGGUCCCUGUUCCGGCCCCUCAGCGCCGAGGACGGCGAGCAGCAGCCCGCGGAGAUCGAGUCCCUCUGCAUGAACUGCUUCCGCAACGGAGUGACGCGGCUCCUGCUCACCAGGAUCCCCUUCUUCAAAGAGAUCAUCGUCAGCUCCUUCUCCUGCGACAGCUGCUCCUGGUCCAACACGGAGAUCCAGUCGGCGGGCAGGAUCCAGGAGCAGGGCGUGCGCUACGCCCUGGCCGUCACCUCGCGCCAGGACAUGAACAGGGAGGUGGUGAAGACUGACUGUGCCACGGCUCGAAUUCCAGAGCUGGACUUCGAGAUUCCUGCCUUCUCCCAGAAGGGAGUGCUCACCACCAUCGAGGGGCUCAUUGACAGAGCUGUGGCAGGCCUGGAGCAGGACCAGCCCGUGCGCAGGGCGACAGACCCGGAGGUGGCCGGGAAAAUAGACGAGUUCAUUGGGAAGCUGAGGCAGCUGAAAGAAGGGAAUUCCCCCUUCACCUUCAUCAUCGACGAUCCCUCGGGGAACAGCUUUGUGGAGAACCCCCACGCGCCGCGGCGGGACGAGGCCCUCGUGGUCACCCACUACAGGAGGACCCCCCAGCAGGCUGCUCUGCUGGGACUGGAGGGGGAGGAGGUGGAUGCGAAGCCACCUGAUGCUGCAGAGGAUCUGAGGGACGAGGUCCUGCAGUUCAACACCAACUGCCCCGAGUGCAACGCCCCGGCCAGCACCAACAUGAAGGUGGUGCAAAUCCCACACUUCAAGGAAGUGAUUAUCAUGGCCACAAACUGCGACUCCUGUGGGCACAGGACGAAUGAGGUGAAGUCUGGAGGAGCGAUUGAACCGCAAGGCACCAGGAUUACCCUCCGGAUUACGGACCCUUCCGACAUGACAAGGGACAUCCUGAAGUCUGAGACGUGCAGUGUGGAGAUCCCAGAGCUGGAGUUUGAGCUGGGCAUGGGAGCACUGGGGGGGAAGUUCACCACGCUGGAGGGGCUGCUGAAGGACAUCCGUGACCUGGUGGAGAGGAACCCCUUCACUCUGGGGGACAGCUCCACGCCCAGCAGGACGGGGAAGCUGCAGGAGUUCAUUGGGAAGCUGCAGGAGAUCAUAGAUGGGAAGACCAAGGCUCAUUUCAUCAUGGAUGACCCUGCAGGCAACAGCUACCUCCAGAACGUGUACGCCCCGGAGGAGGACCCGGAGCUGAGGGUGGAGCGCUACGAGCGCACGUUCGAGCAGAACGAGGACCUGGGGCUGAACGACAUGAAGACGGAGGGCUACGAGCCUGAGGAUGCCUCAGGCCGGUAGCAGGGGGUGCAGCCCGACCCCUCCAGACCCUUCCCCAACCGCUCCAGGGACAAGGACUUUUCUGGGGCCGGGACUCUUCUCCCCUUCCUGGGAGGCGGGAGCUGCUCCAGGCCGAAGGCAGCGGGGCUGGGCC